This is a messenger RNA of Peromyscus eremicus (cactus mouse), 3568 nucleotides long. RefSeq names its product sosondowah ankyrin repeat domain family member C (gene Sowahc). NCBI's taxonomy places the organism in Eukaryota, Metazoa, Chordata, Mammalia, Rodentia, Cricetidae. The transcript has a single exon. The coding region runs from base 716 to 2275 and encodes 519 amino acids. Gene Ontology annotation, molecular function: protein binding. The record is from RefSeq and is a predicted model, not a curated record.
GCGGGGGACUCAAGAGAGUUCCGCCGGGACCGGGGGAACACGCCAGGGCGCGGGCUCACCAGCUGCCGCACCUCGUCCAAACAGGCCAUAGCCCUGGUGAGAUGUCGCGGAACGGUGGUCUCAGGCCGGACCCAAACGCACGUCCCGGGCGGCUUCGGAGAGAGACCCGCUGGGCGUAACAAGCGGGGCACGGGGCGUGCCGGGCGAGCGGCAGCCGUUAAUGGGCGGGGCGGCCUCUGCCGAGAGCCUGGGGCGGGGCCAAGGCCGGUGGCUGCGGGAACGUGCCAGGGACGGGCCCGGCGUUUCCCGCGCUCCGGGCGAGCCUCUCCCGGCUGUGCUCCCGGGGACGUUUUAGACGAAAAGCCCGUGAGCAGGGAAGUGGGAGGGGACCAAGAAGCAGGGGACGUGAAGCAAACGUUAGGCACCGCAACGCCCCGCUCAGGCGGAAGCAGUGAUUGCUGGCCCGCGCGGAGCCCGGAAGUGGGCGUGGCCCCGGGCCGCAGACUGGCGCAGAGAUUGAGGCCCGAACGGAAGUGGGCGUGGUGGGGGGCGUGUCGACGGGGGGCACUGCCCCAGUGAGGCGGUGUCUCCGCUCGCGGGAGUCGGAGUCUAUAAAACUGGCAUCGCGUGCAGCCUGUCGCUCUCCAGGUUCCCCGGGCGCGCGGCUAUGGUGUCGGGCUGAGCCGUCCCCGGGGCGGAGGAGCUGAGCUGGGGAAUGGAAGGGCCGCUGGAGCCGAGCUCCGAGACGAUCCUGCGCUUCCUCGCCGAGCGCGGGGGCCGGGCCCGGCACUCGGAAUUGGUGCAACACUUCAGGGACGCCCUGGGCGGCCAGCGCGAGCAGCGCACCCGCGCCCGCGAACACUUCAAGGAACUGGUCAACGCGGUGGCCACCGUGCGCACCGACCCCGCGGAUGGUACCAAGUAUGUGCAUCUCAAGAAGAGGUUCUGGACAGGGGGGUCCCCUCCGCUGGAGGCCUCGAUCCCCCGGGACCUACCGCGGAUCGAGGUGACUGAGGAGCCUCCAGUCCCGGACCUUCCAGCCGAGCCCUGCGAAGGCAGCCAGCUCCAGGAGGGGGCAGAUCCACAGUUGUCUCUCGGGCUGGGUGGCGAAGCGAGCGACCCGGAGCCUCUGAUCCCGGCUCAAAGUGGGGCCCAGGGUAAGAACUCGUCACAGGAGGGCCAGGCGGAGUCCUGGGCUUCAGUCCCCGGGCCCAGCGAGAACCUGAAACUCCCAUCACACGGCGGUGAGGAGGUCGAAGGGGGCAGUUCCCCCGGUGGGCCGAAUACGCCGAGGUCGGCUCGUCAGAACUUUCGGGACCUGGUGAUGGGCAGCUCCCCUCAACUCAAGAGGAGCGCGUGCCCUGGGGACGGUAGCUCUGGGAGCAUCUCCGGAGGGGGUCGCGGCCGAGGAGGGGGCGACUCGGAUAGCGCAUCACUGGCUUCGUCAUCCGCAGAAGAGGAGAGCAGCGGUGGGGGCGCGGUUACUCUGGAUCCCCUGGAGCACGCCUGGAUGCUCUCGGCUUCGGAGGGCAAGUGGGACAGCCUAGAAGGGCUGCUCACUUGUGAGCCUGGCCUGCUAUCGAAGCGAGACUUCAUCACCGGCUUCACCUGUCUCCACUGGGCCGCCAAGCACGGCAGGCAGGAGGUCCUGGCUAUGUUGGUCAACUUUGCCAGCAAACACCAGCUGCCAGUGAACAUCAACGCCAGGUCGAGCGGAGGCUACACUGCCCUCCAUUUGGCGGCCAUGCAUGGGCAUGUAGAGGUGGUGAAAUUACUAGUGGGGGCCUACGACGCAGAUGUGGACAUCAGGGACUACAGCGGGAGAAAGGCCUCUCAGUACCUGAGUGAGAGCAUCGCAGAGGAGAUCAAGAACCUGGUGGGAGCCAUGGACGAAGAUGAUGGGGACAGUUCCACCGGCCGCGGGAGUGGGCGCUGGAGACUUUCGAAGGUGCUCCCGUCACACCUCAUCACUUACAAACUCUCGCAGGGCGUGGAAGAUGGAACUGAACAUCACCAUCAUCACCACCACGUCGCCGAAGGAUGGCCCGCAAGCAAAGCAAAAGAUUCAGGUCGCAAAGCCCUGGGCAGCUCCAGUGGACGGAUAAAACCACGACUCAACAAAAUCCGAUUCCGAACCCAGAUCAUUCACACCACACCCUCAUUCAAGGAUACCGAACAGCCCCUGGAGGAAGGGGAAGAGGAGGAAGAGGAAAGGUCUCUUAAAGGCUACUCAUCUUCCUUCAAACUGAGACCGAAGUCCAAUGUAUUUGGGUAAAAAAAAUAAUCCGUGCUAGAAAUGCUAAGGUUUAGUUGUCUUCAAGGUAGAAUAAUACUGGCUGUGGAUAAGAAAGUGGAACCAGAAAAGACAGGAUAAAAUUACGAAUUUUUAACUUGUGGGCUUGGGGUGGAUCCGUAGUAAUCCUUUCAGGAUAGCCAUUCUGGGGCAAGAGAAUGUCUUAAAUGAUUCAUAAUCCGUUGAUUUGUGCCUCUUCCCCCCACCCCACCCUUGUAACCUGGAACGUGUGAGAACUGGAAUGGAUUGAUGACUAAGAGCUGCUUUGCUUUAACCAUUACUAGAUACCAUGCACAGUAAGGACUGUCACACUUUCACGUCUGUUUUUCCAAGUCACUCUUAGGACAUCAGAAAAUGCAAACUCUAUGCUAAUGGAAACUGAGCCUGGUCAUGUUUGUAAGUGAACCAAACUACGGGCUGCCCUGAUUUCUUACUGUUCAGUUUGCACUUGCUCCUUAAGGUGCUAACGAAGGUCCAGGUCAGAGUUGAAAUGUGAAACUACAAAUGAGAAUUAUGUGAGUCGAGCUGGGAACCCUGUUGGUAUCUUACUUAUAUUGUAAGCAGCAGUUCCCAUUUUUCAAAAGCAAUUUCAGUUUUAAUCACUGAACUAAAGAAAUAAGCAGCAUUUGCUUUUGAGUUAUUGUAAUGUGGUUUGUGCCCAUAUAACACUAUUCAGUAUACGGUACAUGAUUAAUCACAAAUUUUUAUUUAAAUAGAACACUUAGCAGCCUAUGGUACUUUUUUUAAUGUGUGUCUUGAUGAGCACUAACUUGUUUUGCUACUCUGAAAUUCUCACCUUUCUGGGGUUUGUACUCUGGUGAUUCUUCUUGAUGAAACUUACGGUACUUAGACUGAUUUACAUAUUACUUAACAAAUCUUGUUUAGAAAAUAGCAGAAAUCAGUAUAAGUAUUAAUAAGCCUAUGCUUCUGUGAAGUAGUUAUUAAAUCAACUUAAUAUGGUUCUCAUAUAAGAGAUAUUUAAUUUUAUUAAUACAUUCACAGUCUAUGCUUCAUAGCAACAUUUUACAAAUGUUCAAAAUCUUUCACUUUUCUUACAUUUCUUCAUAUCUACUCAAAGAGCUGUCUGUGGUGUAGUGACUGAAAAGCUAAAUAGUUUGCCCAUUUAAAAAUGGGCAGAUGUAUUAUACCUUAUAAAAGGAAAAAGAAACGGAACCAUUUGUGUAUUUCAAUGCUGCUAGCCAUUGCAUUUCCUUAUAUAUAAAUGGAAAAAUACUGUUCCUUAAAAUUAAAGACUUUUAUAACUGUGAUCCUUAA